UGUACGUCAGAUCAUAAUAAACAACUCAAUUGUAAUAUAAACAAUCUGCCGUUCAAUAGUUCAGUAGCCAAGAAACAAAAAAAUAUUGUAAUCAUUUUAAGCCAUGGAGAAUAUUUUAGAACCUAGCAGUUCCGAUGAUAACAUGGCACCGGAAGGCAAGAAAGACAUACAGUCGUUGCUAUCAUCGGAGGAUGAUUUAUUUGAUGGUCCGCCUAAUUCAACAAUCAAAAUUGAACCAACCCAGCUGCAGGACGAUGCUUCCCACAGGUCGUCGUACUCCCUGAAAACCGAAUUCGAGGAUAUAAUUCUUCCGGAAAUCAGCCGCGAGAUCAACACUGUCGAUACGGCGAGCAGGGAGCAGAUCCGAAUGGAACAAGAGCUAUCGAAACUGAAGGAGAUGAAGACUAAGAAAAUGGUUGAGGAAGAGGAAUUGGAGAAAAUGCAAGUUCUCGUUUCGAACUUCACGGAAGAACAACUGGAUCGCUAUGAAAUGUACCGAAGAGCAGCCUUCCCGAAGGCAGCCGUGAAACGACUAAUGCAAACUAUCACCGGUUGUUCCGUGUCCCAGAACGUAGUGAUAGCCAUGUCCGGCAUAGCGAAGGUGUUCGUGGGGGAAAUGGUGGAAGAAGCACUGGAUGUUAUGGAACAGAACGGUGAAACGGGAGCGGUUCAACCGAAGUAUCUUCGUGAAGCAGUACGAAGAUUGCGAGCACGGGGACAGAUACCUAACGGGCGGGGACAUAAACAAUUUUUUAAAAUGAACUGAUUAGUUAAAUAUUUGUAGAUUUUCUAAUUUUCGGAUAUAAAGACUUUUUUAACCUUA
Messenger RNA from Toxorhynchites rutilus septentrionalis, 823 nucleotides. It is a transcript of the gene Taf11, whose product is annotated as transcription initiation factor TFIID subunit 11. Gene Ontology annotation, cellular component: transcription factor TFIID complex; nucleus. Gene Ontology annotation, molecular function: transcription coactivator activity; protein heterodimerization activity. Bases 104 to 766 code for a protein of 220 amino acids. Gene Ontology annotation, biological process: RNA polymerase II preinitiation complex assembly; transcription initiation at RNA polymerase II promoter. The transcript has 2 exons. Lineage: Eukaryota; Metazoa; Arthropoda; Insecta; Diptera; Culicidae. The record is from RefSeq and is a predicted model, not a curated record.